UGAUCUCUUCAAAAUUAUUUUCCUGUAACAGUUUCUUGGAUGAGAGCUGCCCAGCUGCAGUAGGAAAGGUCCCGUGAGCUGCACCAGCAAGCCACUGCUGAAGGAGCUGCCCCCGUCCUGGGUGGGCAGGUUGGUGCUGGGUAAAGAUCAGAGCUCCUGGGGGGAGGCAUUAGGUGGACGCUGUUCGUUUCUGUUGCCCUGUUUUGCAGCUAUGCUUGUGCCAUGCUGUUGAGCCGCUUCCUGACAGCUUGCGGUUUGGAAGCGUGCUCCUGCCCUGCUGAGGCUGUGAAACGCAGCGCACUUCUUGUCCCUUGAAUGCCCUUCCAGCCCGGAGUGAGCUCUUUUCCUUUGCUGUUGCUUCUGGACUCUACCAUGACAGACACGGGAGAUAGGUUCCCCUUCUUUCCACAAGCAGGCGGUGAUUGCCACCUAAGCCUGGUGGUUCAGGGCUUUGAGAAGAUGAUCAAAUACAGCUGUCCUCCCUGGCCAUGGGCAGCACUGGAAGAUGCCUGGGGCCAGCUGCCAUUGCCAUGCUGGUGCACUGGCUCAGCCUCCCCUUGCUUGAGAUGAAAAAGGAGCUGCCUUAUCCCAGGCUUCCUCAGCACACAUCUGGAAAGAAAAGAUGCCUUCCCCAGGAAUCCCCAUGGCUCAGGGACAUGCCAGCCCUGCGUGCCCAGGAGACCUUGGGCCAGGCUGUUGGUGAACAGGGCAGUGGAGUGCAGGAAACCAGCUAAAAAGCGCAGUGAGCCACAGGACUGGGUGACUGGUUUUGUGCAAUAGGGGAAAAUGCCAUGAGGAAAUGAGACUACUUCAGACUUCCCUCAGUCAAAUAUCUGGGUCAAUGUGGAAAUCUGUCCUCUGCACUGAUAGUGCAAGCAAACACCUCGACCCCUGUUGGCUUUCUCAAGGCUUUCUCAUGCUGGCUGCCUUCAACCUCAGCAGAGUAACUGGCUGUGGAAGUGUCUGGAGCACCACAGCAUCCCUGGCGAAGUUGUUGUGCCCUUGGAGAGGGGUUCCUGCCAGGCAGGUGGGAACUAGUGAGGCACAGGGGCUUGGGGCUGUUUCUUUGCAAACUGUUUUCUCUGAAGGAAAAGGAGGGGAAGCUUGAGACCCCACGCAGCAGUGUGUAGGAAAAGUGGUGAGGAUGGAGCGGAGAGCCCCAGUCUGCACCCUGGCUCCUCUUGUGCAAGGAGGAACGGGAGGAGGAGUCAGAGCUGAACGUCCUCUGCGCAUUAGGCCGUGACUUAAUUCAGGAAAAUAUGAGCAUCUGGGAUUUCCUGAGAGGCGGGGGAUUGUCUGUGCUCUUGGCUAUUGAAGCGAAAGCGUGUGGUCUGUGACUUUCUGGCAAACUCAUCUGGGUUUUGUUGAAAGGAGGGCCCUGGCUGCUUACGGGGCAGGGGGGAAAUGCUGCCCCUUUCGGCCCUACAUGCUGCCUCUGGGCGCUGCCGGCUGGAGCCUUUCGUGGCGAGCAGGAACUGGCAGCACCCAGCACUGCACGGGAUCCGGCCGCAGGGCUUGACGUCAGGAGCAUUUGAGAGAGGAAAAAAAAAAAGUCACGCUUAGUUUUGAUGACUCUGCUUUUCAGAAGAACUUGAAAAAAAGAAAGCAAAAACCCCUAACCCCCAAAAUACCCAGAGGCAGAAGGGAUGGUGGAAAUGGAAGGGCAGGAGGAUGCACGCCACUGGCAUCGAUGGUGCCGCUGGCAUCGAUGGUGCUGCUGCAGCAGCGGGGUGCCCACCACAGCCAGCGGCCAAGCCCUCCGUGUGACGCAGGGAGCGUAUCUGAAGUGUGCAAUCAGAUGUAGUAGAAGGAAAUGUGGCAAUGCAUCAACAACUCUUCUCCUGACAGCAGUGAUUCAUGUUUUCACCUGAAAAAAGUACUCCUCAAGCUGGAUUUCCACCAACAAUUUUAAUGGGACUAUCCCACCAUGAAGGUUCUUGGAAACUAAGUGACUUGUGGAAAAAUUCUCCAGUGACCUGGCAGUAGUCAAAUGUAGCCCACGAUUCUGCCCCGUCCCCACGGACCUGACUUCGCUCUGCACCGCGCUGCGCAGCGAAGGAUGGCUGUGCCGAAGCUGUGACCCCAGCCCAGCCCUGCAGCGGCCGAUGGACGGGAAAACCUCUCCGACCACGGCAUCGCCCAGCAGUGUCCCUCCCAGCCUCCAUGCCUCUACAGUCAGCAGCAUCUUCAGUGGCCGACCUCCACAGCCUCGAGAAAGUGUCCUCGGCAUUAGCUUCAAGCCCUACAGCCCAGAGUCCAGCCCAGCCCCGGCUCCCUGCACGACCUGUGAGAGCACACGAUCCUCCAUGUUCAGAGCUCCCUGCAUGAGCCAGCGACGGCUUGCACUCAUCUUCUGCAUCUCUGUCCUCAUCGUGCUGCUCAUCGCCCUCAUCCUGCUGUUUAUGUUCUGGCGGUCGCAGACCGGCAUUGUGUACAAGGAGCCUGCCGAAAGCUGCAAGGACAGCCCUGUGCGCUGCGACGGCAUCAUCGACUGCUCCCAGCGGAGCGACGAGCUGGGUUGCGUGCGCUUUGCAUUCGACGAGUCUUUGCUCCACAUCUACUCCAGCGCUGAGAGCCAGUGGCUGCCAGUGUGCAGCAGCGCCUGGGAUGACUCCUUCUCCAGAAAGACCUGCCGGCAGCUGGGAUUUCAGAAUGCAUCACAGACUGAAUACAUCCCCCUGCGCAUCUCCGGCAAGAGCCUCACCGUGACUGAUGAGAGAGAGACCAUCCAGCAGAGCCUCAACAGCUCACAAUGUCUCACGGGAAAGUACGUCUCCCUCCGAUGCACAACCUGCGGGCAGAGGAUUUCUGGCCGGAUCAUUGGAGGAAAGGAAACCUCCGUGAGCAAAUGGCCCUGGCAAGUCAGCGUGCAGUACGGGCCUAUCCACAUCUGCGGCGGCACCAUCAUCGACGCGCAGUGGGUCCUCACAGCAGCCCACUGCUUCUUCAUGAACAGCAUGAAGAUCCUUGACGACUGGAAGGUGUAUGGUGGGGUCUCGGACCUGAAGCAGCGUGCAGAGGGCAUCCCUGUCUCCCAGGUCAUCAUCAACUCCAACUACAGCGAUGAUCAUGAUGACUAUGAUAUUGCGCUCAUGAAGCUCUCCAGGCCGCUGACGCUCUCAGCUCAGGUUCGCCCAGCCUGCCUCCCCAUGUAUGGCCAGCGAUUCCAGACCGGCAGGUCCUGCUUCAUCACUGGCUUUGGGAAGACCAGGGAGAACGAAGAUAACACGUCCCCGAAGCUGCGGGAGGCCGAGGUGAAGCUGAUUGACUACAAGAUCUGUAACAGCGACAAGGUGUACGAGGGCUACCUGACCCCACGGAUGAUGUGUGCCGGGUACCUGCAGGGAGGGAAAGAUGCGUGCCAGGGUGACAGCGGAGGGCCCCUGGUUUGUGAGGACAAUGGCCGCUGGUAUGUGGCUGGGGUGACGAGCUGGGGGACAGGAUGUGGCCAGAAGAACAAGCCUGGUGUUUACACUCGUGUGACAAAGCUCCUCAGCUGGAUAUACAGCAAAAUGGAGAGCGAGAACGACUAAGACUGGGAUGGACGCUUGCCUGGGCUGUGCCUCUCCAGCCGGCGCGGGCCCCUGCCCUUGGUUGCUGCCAGGGCACGAUGCUUCCAGCACAUCCCCCCACCUAUCCCUGGACUGUCCGCACAGCCAGGGACCCAUUGCUGCCCCCAGCCUCUGAAAAUACGGCGCCUGCAAAGUGACUCUGCCCUUGCCCAGUGCAAGGGAGGUGGUCCGGCAGCAGCUGGGCAGAGCACCCGGCCAGCCCCAGCCUGGCAGCGCGCAGGGGGCAGCAGCCUGUGCCGGUGGCUGGCCGUGCCGGCUGGGGGGCACUUCCUCGCCCUGUGACCGUGGUUCUUAUCAUGUAAAUAGACGUGUCCGGAUGGGGGGUGUCGCAAGUGCUUCCUGGCAGGACUGCGGCACACUCGGUGGGCAAGGGGCUUCUAGCACUGCCCAUAGAUCCAGUGGAGGUGGCGGAUGGAAGGGAGAAGCAGAAAAGCUGUGGGGUGCCCAUGGCGAGGGAGCACUCUCCUUUGCACGCUGCUGCCAGGUUGCAGCUAUGCUGCCUUGGGGUGUGGGAUGGGGCUCAGCCAGCAUGGUGCAGCUCUGUGCCACGCCGCCCUGACCUGCGAGGCCACGCUCCCUGCUUUGUCCCGGGAGGGCUGAGCCCCAGGGCGCAGCUACACCACCAUCUGGGAGGAGCAGUAGUUGCUCUUGCAUUUGCAGAUAGGAUUAGGAAGUGCCUUUUAAAUGAUGUUUCUCCCCAUGACAGAAAUACCCGUUUGUUUAUUUUUCCAUGCUGUGGAUAUGGUCUGAGCAAGCACUCGCUCCCAGGACUGCGUGCAGCUGGUCUUCGUCCCCCCUACCUGCUCUGAUGAGGAUUUCGGCAGUGGCGUGGGGCAGGUCUGCACUCCGGGGGUGGCUGCGGGAGGUGUGACAGAAGUCAGCAGCAGCCAAAGGCCAAGGCAGAGCGUGAUGCAGGCCAGCCACCCCUCCCAGGCAGUGUGAGCCAGCCCCCGGAUCUCACAGCUGUUUGUUCAGUGGAUUGCUUCCUCCUCCCUCCGGCUGCUGAGCACGCAGGGAUUGCGUAGCCAGCCUUACCUCCCUGGCCACGCCAGAGCGGGGACACAUUUCCCCCCAAGGAAACAAGUGCCCACAUCUCCCUGCGGAUGCUUGGAGGCAUACAAGGUGCUACAGGAGAUCCCCAGGUUGGCAGUGCGAGCUCCUGUGGGGUGAGCAGAGGCUGGCUGCCCCUUGCCAAGGCUGCACUCCUUCCCCAGGCACGUGGUCAGCUGCAGAGGGGUCCUGGGGAGCCUGGCCACCCCACACUCUUCUCAAUAAAUGUUUUGGUAGUGCUCCA
Messenger RNA from Grus americana (Whooping crane), 4866 nucleotides. RefSeq names its product transmembrane serine protease 13 (gene TMPRSS13). Gene Ontology annotation, biological process: proteolysis. The record is from RefSeq and is a predicted model, not a curated record. The transcript is spliced from 16 exons. Gene Ontology annotation, molecular function: serine-type endopeptidase activity; protein binding. NCBI's taxonomy places the organism in Eukaryota, Metazoa, Chordata, Aves, Gruiformes, Gruidae. The coding region runs from base 2106 to 3533 and encodes 475 amino acids. Gene Ontology annotation, cellular component: membrane.